CAAUAUUAAAUGGUAGAGUUGCCACCCAAGCUGAUCUGAGACAACUACUACAACACCGUAAAGAUGGCAGCCUCCGUCAGGCAUUUACUGAAACCUUGGACACCGAGUCUGUGCCUCAUGAGAUGGAGUCGGUAUAAUCCAUACUAUCUGGAUCCAGAACCCAGAAAAGAUGCCCCAGUCUCAGACUCAGAGCUCAGUCCCGAACAGAAAGAGCUGCAGGAGCUCAAAACUGUGAGACCGAUAAAAGCAGCUCUAACCGGCGACACCAGCUCUCCAUUCAGCGACCCUCUGAUCAGCAAGUUCAUCAACAUGAUGAUGUAUGAUGGCAACAAAAUCCUUGCUAGAGGAAUCAUGACACAGACGCUGGAGACCAUAAAGAGGAAACAGGUGGAGAAAUACCACAAAUCUCCAGCCGCUAAGAGAGAAGAGAUCGAGUGCAACCCGUACGCCAUCUUCCAUCAGGCCAUGGAGAACUCCAAGCCCAUCAUCGGCCUGGCCAGCAUUCAGAAAGGAGGGAAGUUUUACCAGGUGCCCGUUCCUCUCACAGACAACCGGCGGCGUUUUAUGGCCAUGAAGUGGAUAAUCACAGAAUGCAGAGACAACAAGCACCGGCGCACGCUCAUGUACGAGAAACUCUCGCAGGAGCUGCUCGCCGCCUUCGCUAAUGAGGGAAACGUGAUUAAACGAAAACACGAACUUCACAAGAUGGCCGAAGCCAACAGGGCGUACGCACACUACCGCUGGUGGUAGACAAAGCAGAUCUGGACUCAUAUUUCACACACGGAUGUGGUGUGUUAGGGACUGACAGCAUCAGGAGAGAUUGGAUCAUGCAGGUUAUCUUGACUCACAAAUGCACAGUAGAUGGCUUUGUAUGGGAGUAAAUAAAGCAAGCAAUGAGGAAAAAACACUUCGUUUUCACCAUCAACAAAGUGGUUGACUAUACACAAUUAAAAUAUAUGUAAUAAAUCAAUUUCACCAAAAGCAAAUACAAUUAUUUAUUUAAAACCUUUGAAAUGGCAUCAGAAUAGGUUGAUGAUGCUUUUUCAAAAGCCUGAGGAAUCAACCAUACUAAAAACAGCAGGACAGGAGCAUGUUUUAAUACCUUCAAUAUACAAAAUCGUCAUCAGACUUCAUGUCAACAUGAAAAUCAGUGGCAAUUCUUAUCUUAUCUAAAUGAUUCAUAACAGGCAAGAAAAGGUUUACUGUAAUUGCAAAUUUAUACAAACUUACUGCAUCGCUAUGCUUUAAUUAAUAACGUGCACGUUUUACUGGAUAUACAGUGCAUCCGGAAAGUAUUGAUAGCGCUUCACUUUUUCCACAUUUUUUUAAUGUUACAGCCUUAUUGCAAAUUGGAUUAAAUUAAUUUAUUUCCUCUGAAUUCUACACACAAUCCCCCAUAAUGACAAUGUAAAAAAUAGUUUUUUUAAAUUGUUGCAAAUUUAUUAAAACUAAAAACCCUGAAAAAUCACAUGUACAUCAGUAUUCACAGCCUUUGCUCAAUAGUUUGUUGAUGCACCUUUGGCAGCGAUUACAGCCUCAAGUCUUUUUGAAUAUGAUGCCACAAGCUUGGCACACCUGUCUUUGGGAAUUUUUGCUCAUUCCUCUUUGCAGCACCUCUCAAGCUCUAUCAGGUUGGAUGGGAAUUGACCAUGUACAGCCAUUUUCAGAUCUCUUCAGAGAUGUUCAAUAGGAUUUAGGUCUGGGCUCUGGCUGGGCCACUCAAGGACAUUUACUGAGUUGUUGUGUAGCCACUUUAUUGAUAUUUUGGCGGUGUUCUUUGGGUCAUUGUCCUGCUGGAAGAUGAACUGUAUUGCGUGUAGAAUUUUGAGAAAAUAAAUGAAUUUAAUCCA
This is a messenger RNA of Danio aesculapii, 1850 nucleotides long. It is a transcript of the gene mrps7, whose product is annotated as mitochondrial ribosomal protein S7. Gene Ontology annotation, biological process: translation; ribosomal small subunit assembly. The transcript is spliced from 5 exons. Gene Ontology annotation, cellular component: ribosome. Bases 64 to 750 code for a protein of 228 amino acids. Gene Ontology annotation, molecular function: mRNA binding; rRNA binding; structural constituent of ribosome. Lineage: Eukaryota; Metazoa; Chordata; Actinopteri; Cypriniformes; Danionidae. The record is from RefSeq and is a predicted model, not a curated record.